Messenger RNA from Mizuhopecten yessoensis (Yesso scallop), 5673 nucleotides. Its product is annotated as death domain-containing protein 1-like. Gene Ontology annotation, molecular function: protein binding. The coding region runs from base 169 to 3123 and encodes 984 amino acids. The record is from RefSeq and is a predicted model, not a curated record. NCBI's taxonomy places the organism in Eukaryota, Metazoa, Mollusca, Bivalvia, Pectinida, Pectinidae. Gene Ontology annotation, biological process: signal transduction. The transcript has 13 exons.
UAUGUACACAUAGUAUAUACAGUGUGGUGAAGGUAAUAGGUGUUCAAUACAGCCACAGGCCUACACUCAUACAGAGGUGUAUAUCGGAACUGUCUGUGUACGUAACUUGUGCACUGACGUCUUAAAUACCUCGGGAUCUUACAUACACAGUUUGAAGCAGUUAACAUCAUGCCAGUAGGAGAUCAGAGGCGAGGAACCCAUGAUCGUGGUCGCCAUGGUCACGAUCAUGCCGCUGCCAAGACAACGAGUAAACCUCGGAGACCAUCUUCGUCUGCCAGUAAUCGGAAAACCUCAGUUACGGCAGCACAAAGAGAUGGUGUGAAAUCAGCGAAAAGUGCCGAACAGGACCGACAAGUCACGAAGUCUCCCGAAGAUUUGGAAUUGAGAUCUCUCACAAAUGAUUCCAUGGCGACAAAAGAAGAUGAACUGAUUUAUUCGAAUGGACAAGUUGACACCAACAACGAUAUGAAAGCGAACGAAAUCGAACAAAAAUCACCCGAACCAGAAAAAGAAGAGGAGAAACUGGAAGAAAAAUGGGCAGAAAAGGCUACAGAUGAAUACAAUAUCCGCUCUUUCAAUGAUAAUAUACUUGAAUUCACUGAAAUAUUCGACAACGACAAAUUCAAAACUGUGGAUUCUGCCUACCCCGUUGAAGAUCUGAUUUCUGUCGUAAACUCUGUUUCCAGUGCGAUUGAUGAAUUUAAGGAACAGACUUUAGCCUCACAGGUGAAGCUAGAGGGGCUCCGAGAGAAGAUGAAGGAGGUCAAGGAGGCCAUACAUCACAACAUCGCCAAAAACGCCGUGCAGCUGCCAGAUGAUGAGGUAGGCGUAGAGGAAAGAGAGUUGACCGAGAAGUUGACCCGUCUUAAUGCAGAAGUCGCAAAGGCUAACGCUGACCUAUCCGAGGCACUCCGAUUGUCAGCCGAAACCGAAAGUACAGCCGUAAAGGCACAGCUAGCAGCGGAGAGGGCAAAGGAAGAGGCCAAACGAAUAGAAGAGGAGCUCGAACUGAAAUCAAAAGUAGAGGCCAAACGAAAGAUUGAACACCAGAAAAAGAUGGACAUCCUCCAAAAGCAGAAGGAGGAGGAAGACCGAAUGGAACUGGAAACAAGAAGGCAGAAAGAAAUUGAAUGGAAACGGAAGGAAUUGAACGCUGGCGAAAAAGGACCAGUUUGGGAAAAAUGGCCGACCCACGAGAUCAACAUUGUCAGCGACGCUCACGAGAUUGGUGUUGGAUGCAUGGUGCGUGGCAAUCCGGCUACAUUCGACCAAUCAAAGCUGGGGUUACAAGUCGUUGACCAGAUGCAAUGUAAAAUGACAUAUGAAACACAAGAGGAACUCGUCAGUUGUGUCCUGAAACUGACCAACAAAGCAAACGAACAACAAAACUUCGAGGAGCCAAUCUUUGUCGCAGUCCCGUUCCAGCUGUCUCGUUCAUCCGCGUCGUCAAGGGAACCAUUCAUCAAAGCGGAAGUAGAUGGCGAAUGGAAGGAAAUUCCUUCAAGGGAGGUCAUCUUUGAAAGCUACAAGGAUGUAAAGUUUGCCCAGGCAGAGAUAAAGGGGCAGACAACCCUGGCUGUGAUGACGAGGUAUAAGAGUGAUUACGUCACACUUUCGAAGCGGCCAACAAAGAUAGUAUCGUCAUAUGACCACCGCGUGACUCUUACCAUCCUGAAAGACACUUUUAACGCGAAAGAGCUCUUCCGAAUGCAGGUCCAGCCUGUGGAUUCCGCUACUAUUAGUGACAUGCAAACAAGACGGAGGGAAUGUAAAGGUUUAUUAACCUCCAGUCCUAUUCUACAAACCGACUGGGAGUCCACCACCUUUGCUAAACCUAUCACGGUGACCAUCCCAUGUCCUCCGAAUCCUGCGAAAGCCAGAAAGCUGGCACAAAUUCGGAAGAUGAAGGAGGAGAAAAUGAAACACCCCGUCAGGGCUCCGGUCAUUGAUUUUGAGAAGGAGGCAAGGAAAGAGGAGGAGAAGAAAAAGGCGCGUCAGCAGAAAGAGACGCAGAUGGCAGAGGUGGAGAAAGUGACAACGAAAUGGUACAUGGGGGAGUACGGCCAUAAUGACGACGACGAGAAUGAUCUGCUGCAUUUCCUGUCCAUGUCUCAUACCGGGAAGUGGACCUACCAUCCAGAAAUCAAGGUUCAACAAGCCAAACUAGACCUCCUCCAGUUUACCUUAACACAGCCGUUUGAAAGAUUUAUGGUACUACGCACGCGCACAAACAUUGCAGAGGAAAACACUCCUGCGAUGGCAUCCGCAAUUUUCACAUUCUUGUCCAAACGUUUUGCACAGAUCAUUGUAAAACAAAGGAGUGACGAUCCGUUUGACUGUCUGAUCAACGUUGUGCCUGUCUCAAAAACACAGAAAGUUCUCAAGCGUCUCAAUGAUACCGGAUAUGACGAAGGACCGGAACCCAGCAGUAUCGUGAAUAUCAAUGAGGGUGACGUCAUCGAAGUAUCCUUCCGCGGGAAUGUCAAAAACUCAAAGGACAAAACACUCCGAGUGAGAUAUAACACAAACCUGAAGUCCGAAAUAGGAUGUUAUGUGGCAGAGGUGGACCAGUAUUUACAGAAAAAUUUCAGCGUUUAUCGAGGUGUGAUUCAGCUUGAACGCUGUUAUAUCGUCAAACCGUGCCGGAAGUUAAAACGGUCACCGUCCGUGGUCGAUGAGAAUGCCGUUGCGAGUGCUUUGGAAACCAAGAAGGAGCAUCUCUGUGAGAUAUCGAUCAACAUUCCAAAGUACCACAUCGAGCCUGCGUACAUCCCAGUUACCGCCCCUGUAACCAUCAUAAAAACCACAGAUCCCGUGGAUGACGACCUCAUACGAGAUCUUGCACGAGACAUGGGAGAUGAAUGGAAAAGGGUAGCUCAGUUGUUGAACGUCAGCCGCGCACGAAUACAAGCAAUCUUGAGGAAUGUCCAAAUCAGUGACAAGUCGGAAGAGGAUGCGCGUUACGAAAUGUUGCUUAACUGGCUCAAGAAAAUGCCAAAAUCUACCGACAAGGUGGCAGUGCUCAGUAGUGCCCUGGUAAAAGGGGGACGUGCAGACCUUGCGGAAGAUGUCAGAUCAAAAUGGCGGACUUUCCAGAGCAGCCAGCAUGUGGCGGCCUACUGAGCAGAAGUCAUCUCCAUGGAAACGCUUUAGUUUUUAAAAACUGUCAUAGGAUAUCGGUAGGGCAUAUAUCAUUACACUUAAGAUAUGAGGAAGUGUCAGAAAAUUCUUGACAUUCGCCUAAAAGUGACCUUGCCUCAACAAGAGUGAUCUUGACGUCAUAAGUGCUCUCUAGUUGUCUCUACGCUGAACAGAAGCAUCGCUCCUAUUAGAGAUUACCAAUACGUUAUUGGGUACACAGUCGACCCACCGAUAGACAAACUAUACAAUUCUUACUACCUUCCAAUAGCGCAAUACUAUAAGCAAAAAGCCCGAUAGAGAUUUACCGCAAUAAAAAUAUUCAUUUCAUGUUUCUUUUAAAUAUCGGUUGUAGAAUAAUGGAACUCAUUCUUAAAGACCUAAACCUGCGUUAAAAGUUUUAUAUUGUGUCCAUUUAAUAAAACACAUUUCGAUGGUGUUUAUAUGGUGUUACAAAACACAGGAUGAAGUGUAACAUCCUGUUUAUCCGUUUACGUUAAGUUUUCCAUAAGACGCAAAGAGUGAACAAUGCAGGCCACCCUAUACGCUUGAUUUAUAAUAGAGUUACCUCCCUUUUAAAUACCAACAGAGGUUCCGAUUAAUUAGCUAAAUAACCAUUAGUAAAAGGCGGGGUUUUUUUUUAACGUAAAACCCUUUCGGAAAGAAGGUUAAUACCAAAGGAAGGUAGUAUGUUUCCCAAAACAAAGUAUUACCGGUCCAGUAUUUGGACAUCUGUUGAUAAACAUAAUUCAAUUUCUCCUGAGGUAUACUUUUCUUAACCCUUUCACCUCUGUAGACCAUAAUGGACUCAUUCAGAUCAAUGGAUGAUAGAGUCUACCGAAGUUACAUAGGGGUGAAAGGGUUAAUUUGCAAUUAAUCAUUUAAACUAUCCUUUUUAAUACAAAAUGUUUAUCUUUAUAAUAAAAGGCAAAACAGACUUGUGUAUUUAAAGACAUAACAAAAGAUGACGACUUGUUCCUUUGGUAGGGGUCUGUUUAACACACUGCUAUUUACAAUGUAUUUAUAUUAUUUCUGUUGGCAGAUAGUGUGAUAUGUUUAAGGUACAGUAAUGUUGUAAAUCAAAUAUCGUGAUCAUAUUAUGGGUAAUAAGUUCUCAUUAAUUAAAUAUGAAAAAUAUUUUUCUGAGACAAACUGCAAAUGAGAAGAUAAUGUGAUCGUUGUUAUACAUUUUGUAUGGAGUUAAAUGCCAUAUAAGGAGUAAGUUCGUCCAUCUCCUAUUCUGAAGCCUUAUUAUUAUACAUUAAUAUACAUAUCAUGUAUUAGCGAUUCUGUGAUUUCAAGUUAGUUUUACAUUUGUUCCGUACUAUUGUUACAAGUAUUAUAUACAUGUACCCUAUAUUUGUUUUGUUUCCGUCCGUUAUAUGAUGUUUAAUUGAAAGAAAUUCAAAUGAAACAUCAAAAUUUCGCUAAUUGCAACUGAAUGUAAAAUAUUAUUUUUGCUAUAAGCUCGUUGAUGACUGUUUGCAUUUCAUCGAGUCAAAAUAUUAUUUGUUAUUUUCACCAGUAAACAGUGUACAAGAAUACAGUUUUAUAUAUAAAAGAAAACAAAAUAUGUAUAUCGAGUUGCAUGCCACUCCAAAGUAAAUGCCUUCAUAAAAAUCGGAUGCUUGAGAGAAUUAUAUUUUGAUAGAGAAAACUGUUGAAACGCUACAUAUUAUUUCGUGACCAAUUAUGUAUAUUGCACAUUGUAGAUAUAAUGCUAUAAUUUAUAUUAUUUAUGUAUUAUCAUUACAUUGUAGUUAUAAUUUAUAUUAUUUAUGUGUUAUCAUUACGUUUCCAUUGCCUGUUAGCUCUAUGUAUAUCACCCUGCAAUGAAUCAUUGUUAUUAGAAGAAAUGCAAAAAAUAAAAAUAUUUUAUAACUUUUGUUUUCAAAUAAAAAAGUAUAUAAACUGAUUUUCAAAAUAAAUAUCAGGAUGCAAUCAUUAAGAGCCAAUAAGAUGUGAAAGCCCUUCAUUAUUCAAUGGAUAUUAGCACUACUUUGAAUAUAUCACAAAUCGCGAGAUACUCAUUAUCAUGGAAAUUCGCAAAAUGAAUUUAAAUAUCUUUCACAGAAACAGAACUUAACAAGGAACUUAUAACGGUCGUUAUUCCAUUUGCUAAUUUCGUGUCGUUGGAGGCAGAAACGCUUAUAUAUGAUGCCGAAAUUUAAAUAAUCAAUAGUUGUCAAGUUUUAAGGAGAUUCUAAUCAAAGUGUCGCAAUAUUCUGUCCGUGUUUUAUGUGACUUUUUGUUUGUUUGUUUUUUUAUUCAGACGUUUGUCCACAAACCAUAAACUUAGAACCAAUGUGGAUAGAAUAGACUGCACUACAUAUUGAAAUAUAUUAAAGUUAUUUUGACAUGAAAUUAUUAUCUAAUUUUACAAGUAAAGGGAAAUUGUGUAACGUUUAUCCACACAAUAUAUGAACUGUUUUUGAACCAUUGUACAUUCCAUGCAAUUAUGACGUAAUAUUAAAUGAGUUUCCGCUCUACAAUGUGAAGCUGGGAUCUUGUUAAAUCAACAUUAUAAUAAAAAAA